Pieris macdunnoughi is the source of this 1311-nucleotide messenger RNA. NCBI's taxonomy places the organism in Eukaryota, Metazoa, Arthropoda, Insecta, Lepidoptera, Pieridae. The record is from the annotation of a GenBank genome assembly.
AUGGGCGUAGCCUGCUGGCAGCUGUACUGCUUAGAGCAUGGCAUCCGCCCAGAUGGGACCCUGCCUUUUUGUGAGACCGACGUCAAUCCUUCGGACUCCUGCUUCAAUACGUUCUUCUCGGAAGCAGACCGGGGCAAGAUGGUGCCCAGGGUUGUGAUGGUGGAUUUGGAGCCUACUGUAAUCGAUGAAGUACGAUCCGGUGAGUACCGACAGCUUUAUCACCCGGAACAACUAAUUACUGGCAAAGAAGAUGCAGCUAAUAACUACGCACGGGGUCACUACUCUACAGGACGAGAGGUCCUGGGUCCGGUUAUGGAGAGAGUGCGAAAACUGGCUGAUCAGUGUACUGGAUUACAGGGCUUUUUCGUUUUCCACUCGUUUGGCGGUGGCACAGGCUCAGGUUUCACAUCAUUACUCAUGGAGAAGCUUUCUGAUGAAUUUGGCAAGAAAAGCAAACUGGAGUUCGCUAUCUACCCAGCUCCACAGGUGUCUACCGCAGUAGUGGAGCCCUACAACGCAGUAUUGACAACUCACGCGACAAUCGGACAUUCUGACUGCGCGUUUAUGGUUGACAAUGAAGCUAUAUACGACAUUUGUAGGCGACGACUUUCGAUCGAGAGGCCAUCGUAUGCCAAUCUAAAUAGGCUUAUAUCACAGGUGGUAUCUUCAAUCACGGCCUCACUGCGAUUCGACGGAGCUUUGAAUGUGGACCUGACGGAGUUUCAGACAAACUUGGUGCCAUACCCGCGGAUACACUUUCCUCUCGCUGCCUAUGCGCCGGUAGUCUCUGCUGAUAAGGCAUACCACGAAGGGAUGUCCGUGUCAGAGAUCACGUCGGAGCUCUUCGAGCCCCAGAAUCAGAUGGUGAAGUGUGACCCAAGGGACGGCAAAUACAUGGCCUGCUGUUUACUGUACCGUGGUGAUGUGGUUCCAAAAGACGUGAAUGCGGCCAUAGCGGCCAUGAAAGGAAGAGCUGGGAUACGAUUUGUCGACUGGUGUCCUACUGGCUUCAAAGUUGGUAUAAAUUACCAGCCACCAUCAGUGGUGGCGGGAGGAGACCUUGCGCAAGUGAAGAGAGCUGCGUCGAUGUUAAGCAACACUACGGCUAUUGCGGAGGCCUGGGGCAAGCUCGACAACAAAUUCGACCUUAUGUACUCCAAACGGGCCUUUGUGCAUUGGUACGUCGGCGAAGGCAUGGAAGAAGGCGAAUUCACAGAAGCGCGGGAAGACUUGGCGGCACUUGAACGUGACUACGAUGAAGUAGCCAUCGAAACAUCGGACAUGCCGCCCGGUUGUGACGACGAACUAUGA